This is a messenger RNA of Lodderomyces pseudojiufengensis, 2094 nucleotides long. RefSeq lists its product as uncharacterized. The coding region runs from base 1 to 2094 and encodes 697 amino acids. The record is from RefSeq and is a predicted model, not a curated record. Lineage: Eukaryota; Fungi; Ascomycota; Pichiomycetes; Serinales; Debaryomycetaceae. The transcript has a single exon. Gene Ontology annotation, molecular function: protein binding.
AUGACAAUAGAUAUAACUUCAAAAUCAAAUACAAAAGAUUCUAUUAAUGAAUCAUCAAAUUUAGAAUCAUCUAAUAAUAUUAAUAAACGAAAUACAUCUAAUGAAGAAGAAGAACUAAAUAAUGAACUAAACAACAAUAAAGACAAACAAUCAUCAAAUUCAACAAAUAAAUCCAUAAAUCAACAAUCAAAAACUUCAUCAUUAAAUCCUCCAAUUAUAAAACGAAGGAGAAAUAAUAGUUCACAACAUUUUAAUAAAGUAUAUUCUCAUUAUAAUAAAUGUUUUCAAAAUUAUUAUCAUUCAAGAAAUUUUUUAAAAUCAAAUCCCAAAUAUAUACCAAAUAUAAAACCUUCAGUAAAUCAUUGGCAAUUAAGAAAUUUAUUAAAAUAUAAUUAUAAAAAUCAAUCAUUAUUUUACACGAAAAAUGAUUGUAUAUAUUCAUAUAAUUUAAAAAACAAUUCUAGUGAAAGAAAAGUAAAAUUAAAUUAUUAUCCAAGAUGUUUUGAUAAUUAUAAUGAUUUAUUAGUUACUGGUGGGUUAUUAACAAGUAGUUCAAAAUUAUUUUCAUUAAACUUAGAAAAUUUAAAUCAAUCAACCACCACCAAUAAUUCAAGAAGAAAUAUAUCAAAAGGUUUAUUUUCAAUUUAUAAUCCUGAAAAUUUAUCAAUUCAUACUGUUAAAAUUGGAGAAAUGAUAAAUAAUGAUGUUAAAAUUAAUAAAUUAAGUAAUCUACAAUAUCAAAGUUAUUUAUGUAAUAAUGAUUCAAAUUUAUAUAUUUUGGAUAUAAAUAAUAAUUCAAAUUUAAAAUUAAUUUCAAAAUUUAAUUGUGAAUUAAAUACUUGUUUAAAUUCGAGUUUAAAAAUUCCAAAUUCAAAUUUAAUUACUUGUGUUGGAGAUUCUUCAUCUAUAUUUUUAAUUGAUCCAAAACAAGGGUCCAACCCCGUUGUAAAAACAAUAAAUUCAAAACAUGAAGGAGGAUUUGAUAUAAGUUAUCAUCCAAAUGGUUUAAUUUUUUCAACUGUAUUUCAAGAUGGUGUUUGUCAAUUAUAUGAUUUAAGAAAUUUAUCUUCCCCAUUGAAAACUUUUAAUUCAACAAGAAUGGGUCAUCAACUGGGUGCUUUCAGAGUUUGUAAAAUUUCAAAACAAAAUCAAUUUAAUGAUAUUUUAAUUAUUAGUGAACAUGUUGGUAGAAUUCAUUUAAUUGAUUUAAAAACUUUUGAAAAACAAAUUAUUGUUAUACCUGCUGCAUUAGAUCAAUUUGGUAAUUAUAAAGAAUCUUUAGUGAAGAAAGAUAAUGAAGAAGAAAAAUGUGAAGAAGAACAAGAAGAAGAUAAUGAAAUUGAUUUUAAACAACAUUAUCCUAUUAAAAUUUAUUCAGAUGAUGUUUCUUUCACUUCUCCAAUAGUUUAUGAUUAUGAUUAUUUAACUCAUGUUAAUAAUAAAUUAUUUAAAGAUUUAACUUAUAAACCACCAAUUAAUCAAACAACUACGAAUAAACAAUCAAGAGAAUCAACACCUCCAAAAUUAAAUAAUCCAAAUUGGUCUAAUUCUUCAACAUCAACAUCAUCAUCACCAGAACGAUAUAAUGAUGAAUCAUUAUUUUCAAUGUCUCCAACAUCAACAUCACAAUCAAAUCCAACUUCAAUAUAUCAUAAUAAUCAUCAAUUUAAUAGUUUAAGAUCAUCAUCAUCAAUUUCUUAUGAUGUUGAUAUAGAUUCUCAAUUAAAUGAAAUAUAUCAAACUUAUUCACAUACAAGAUCAGAUUUAUCAAGAAUUUCAUCAUCAAAUAUAAGAAAUUCAAUAUCAUCAUCAUUAGGAACAACCACCAACAGUAAUUAUGAAUCAGUGCCAUUAUCUAAUUCAUCAUCAUCAUCAUCAAAUUCAUAUAAUUAUUAUACUAAUUAUUGUGAUGAUUCUUAUCAACAACAAACAAAUCAUAUAAAUGGAGAAAUGGAAAUUUCUGGAAUUGAAUUUUUACAAGAACCAACUACAAAUAAUUUGAAGUUAAUUAUAAGUUGUCAAGAUGCUGGGAUUUUAGAAUGGGAAAUUAAUGAUGUUUGUAGACGUAGUAUUGGAAGUUUUGAAUUUGUUUAA